AUGGGCUUCGACUUCACCGUCUACAAAGGCUCCAGCGACGGAUCCAUCAAAAAAGCCACCACGCACCGCCCCGACCUCUCGCACGACGAUGUCCUCGUCCGCGUCACCCACUCCGGCGUCUGCGGCACCGACCUCCACUACCAGCAAGCGGACAUGGCACUCGGUCACGAAGGCACCGGCAUCGUCGAACAAACCGGCCCAGACGUCAAGUUCCUGAAAAAAGGCGACCGCGUGGGCUGGGGCUACGAGCAUGACUGCUGCGGAUACUGCGCCCACUGCCUCACAGGAUGGGAGACGAUGUGUCCGGAUCGCAAGAUGUACGCGGGCGCCAAUACCGAUCAGGGCUCGUUCGCCUCGCACGGCAUCUGGCGCGAGGCUUUCCUCUUUAAGAUCCCUGAGGGUCUGAGCAAUGAGGACUCGGCGCCGCUGAUGUGUGGUGGCUCGACGGUGUAUAAUGCCAUGCAUGUGUCUGGGGUGACGUCGACGUCGCGCGUGGGCAUCGUGGGUAUCGGCGGCCUUGGACACUUGGCGAUUCAGUUUGCCGCGAAGAUGGGAUGCCAGGUGGUGGUGUUUUCGGGGACGGAUAGUAAACGCGACGAGGCGUUGAAGUUGGGCGCUUCUGAGUUCUACGCGACGAAGGGGGCUAAGGAGUUGAAGAUUGGGAAUAAAUUGACCCAUUUGAUUGUUACGACGAGUGCCCAGCCGGACUGGAAUUUGUAUACGACUGUUUUGGAUGCUGGCGCUGUUAUCUCGCCGCUGAGUGUCUCUAUGGAUGAGUUCAAGUUCCCGUAUAUGACGCUGUUGGGUCAGGGACUGCGUGUGCAGGGAUCCAUCGUCUCGUCGCGCCAGGUUCAUCGCGAUAUGUUGGAGUUUGCGGCUUUCCAUGGCAUCAAGCCGAUCAAGAUGACCUAUCCGUUGACCGCCGACGGCGCGACCGAGUGUUUGAAGACAUUGAACGAUGGGCACAUGAGAUACCGGGGCGUUUUGGUCGCAUAG
Molecule: messenger RNA, 996 nt
Organism: Aspergillus affinis
Lineage: Eukaryota; Fungi; Ascomycota; Eurotiomycetes; Eurotiales; Aspergillaceae
Product: NAD(P)-dependent alcohol dehydrogenase
Exons: 1
Coding region: 1-996 (331 amino acids)
Biological process (GO): alcohol metabolic process
Molecular function (GO): alcohol dehydrogenase (NADP+) activity; zinc ion binding
Source: RefSeq, a predicted model, not a curated record